UAACGAAGAUGUGUAGAAACGAGAUUGGGGUACUUUUCCCGAAAUUUCAUGGAUGGGAAAAAAAAAUGAAAAGAAGAUAAACCAACAUAGCCAACAUCAAAUAAAUUCAAAUUUUCAAAUCAGAAUUUAGUAUUCCUAAACAUGCACCACCUUGUAAUACAAAAUCAAUAAUGACGUAUUUAUGUAUUCAAAAUUCCCGCCUUUUUGUAUUUUCUAAUUAUUUUUGUAUUUGUAACGGUUUUUGCGAGAAGGAGACGUUUUUCACUUUCAGACGCUUCAAUUUUCUGUUAAUAAUGAUGAACAACGAGGAAAUUGUUGAGGAAAUUGUUGUUCUCCCACAUCAUUUGAUGGACCACGACUACUUCCUGCCAAUUGUUUAUGAAGAUGAUGAGAUAGUCCGUGAAGAAGAAGUUGAGAUAUUUGAGGAAGAAGAGGUUGAGAUAUUUGAGGAAGAAGAGGUUGAGAUAUUUGAGGAAGAAGAACAAGGAAUUUCAGAAACAUAUACUUUGAUUCCUGGAGUUCAUAAUAAAUCAAGAAUAUAUGUAGAUAAUCUGGGAUUCAAGUAUUACAAACGACAAGUUAAAGGACAACGCGUGUAUUUAGUAUGUGAACGGCAGAAGAAACGGGACCAGUUCUGUCCUUCCACCGCAAUAGUAAGUACAAAUGUGAAUGACAAUAGAAUACAUCUAGGAUUUCACCACAACCACCAGCCUGGAGUGAUUGACCUGAAUGUGCCAUUUUUAAGAGAGGCUAUUGGCGAAAGAGGAAUUGAUCCAGCAGUUACUACCUCAUUUAUGAGAACUUUAUACAAUAAUGAAAUUAUCAACCAUCCGGAAGCAGCUCCCAAUUACACAUUCAUUCAGGCUCAAGAACGAGUGAAAAAGAUGAGACGUCGAAGAUUUCCAGGACAGCCCCUUGACAUUGGACAACUUGCAGCUGCGCUGAAUGAAGACCGUAAUGCCAUUUAUGCUUCUACAGCUCAAAAUCCUCCAUCUAGGUUCUUUCAACAAACCUUAGUCGUCGAUGGAAGGAAUGUUGGUGUGAUCUUUGCCAACACAGAUGCAUUUGACAUAUACAGGGAAGAAUUGGGUACUGUCACAUUGGUUGGGAUUGAUGCGACGUUCAAAACUGUGCCUCGUGUUCCAGCAGAUUUGAAAUGUUUCCUUACCAUCCAGGUUGUUUUCAAAAGUGUUUCCUUUCCAAUGGUUUAUGCUCUACUGGGAAGUAUGACUGAAGAAGUUUAUGCGGCUCUAUUUGAAAUUGUAAGAAAUAUUUUGCCUUUAAAUUAUCAACGUGUUUGUUUUAUCACAGAUUAUGAAAAAGCUCUAAUGUCAGCUGUCCAGCAAUCAUUUCCUGAAAGCCAAUUAAGAUGCUGUUGGUUCCAUUUUACACAAUCAAUUGUACGGUAUUGUCACCGAAAGAUGAACAGCGUUUUGAAUUUAGUCCGUACAAACCCAGUAGCAGCUCGAAUUUUCAGAAUGGUGUUGGCAUUACCUCAUCUACCCGCUGCUAGGAAUGACCCACGCUGUCCACAGUUUUCUAUGGCUGAUGGUUUCAGUGCUAUCAUGCGCUAUACAAGACAGUUUCCUGUGAUUGAACGAGGUAUGAGAAAUUUUUUAAUUGGGUAUGUGGAGUGUUUUUGGUUGUUACAGGUUGGUCCAGCUUUAAUCAGUGUUUUUGGAGAAGAAUACAGAACCAACAAUUAUUUGGAGUCUUUCCAUGCUACACUUCUAACUCAAAUGCAAAGACACCCUAAUAUAUGGAAUUUUCUUCAGAAACUGACUGUCAUUGAAAACCAGUAUUUUGUUGAAUUUGACCAAGCCAGAAGAAACCUCAGGAUCAGAGAUGGAGCAUCAAGAAGGGAACGAGAGAACACUACCAUUGUUUUAGCAGGGUUUGUGGAACAACUCAACAGAGAUGAAGACCUCAUUGGAUUUUUGAGAAGGGCUGGACAUCGUAAUGAUGCAUAUGUACAAGGCAUAUUUGGACCAUAUCCACAGGAUCAGUAAGUUGCAUUUUUUAUGUUUAGCAUAAUGUUAACAUGGUGAGUUAUAUUUUUCCUUUUUAUGGAAUACAUUUAUUUUUUUUAUAAAAUUUAU
This is a messenger RNA of Melanaphis sacchari, 2099 nucleotides long. RefSeq lists its product as uncharacterized. The coding region runs from base 171 to 2009 and encodes 612 amino acids. Lineage: Eukaryota; Metazoa; Arthropoda; Insecta; Hemiptera; Aphididae. The transcript has 10 exons. The record is from RefSeq and is a predicted model, not a curated record.